CAAUAACUGAUAAAUUUACACGCUCUAUGGGUAUCUCAGGAACUGACAUGAUCUGCCCUAUAACACCACCGCUGGAGGUAAGAGCUCCCGGUGUUAAGCCAUUCUUUCACAAAUUUCACAUAAUACCAAAUGCUUGUCUUAACCUGCUCGGGCGUGAUAUGAUGCACAAAUUGAAUAUGGACAUUAAGUUUCAUGACUCACAUGUUGUCUUUUCCUUUAUGUCAUGCUUGCAGGCAACAAUCGACCCCCUGCCAACAGGGGAAAAAGCAAACGACGAUGACAGGGCCACGUCCACGCCACGCAUACCACAUGAGGGUGUCCUCAUACCUACCCAUUCGCCGUACAACACACCAAUCAAUCCAGUGGUGAAGGCGGACGGAAAAACAUGGCGUCUGACACAAGACUUAAGGGCAAUAAAUAAAUUAAUUAUUCCCCUCUCACCCAUUGUUCCAGACGUUCCGACUGUCAUAAAUUCAAUACCAUGUACACAUAAGUAUUUUUCUGUCAUUGACUUGUGUGCCGCCUUUUUCUCUGUUCCAGUGCAUCCAGAGACACAGCCACUGCUAGCUUUUACCUAUAGGGGGCGUCAAUAUCGCUGGACCAGGUUGGCACAGGGCUUCUCAGACAGCCCCUCGGUUUUCUCGGCGGCAGUACAAAAGACACUGGCAAGAAUGACAGACUUACCGUCCUCAGUCUGCGUGCUUCAAUACGCUGACGACAUCAUGGUCUCUGCGGAGACCAGGGAAGACUGUGAGAAAGCCUCCAUCAUUGUCUGCAAUGUACUGGCUGAUGCUGGUUUCAAAGCAUCCAAAGAAAAGCUCCAGUGGGUCAAGCAGAAGGUCACCUAUCUGGGUCAUAUCAUCAUGCCAGGACUCAGAGCAAUUUCCACGGACCGAGUACAACUGAUCCGCAACAUGAAGUCCCCACGAACUGUACAGCAGCUUCAAAGCUUUCUGGGACUAAUUAACUAUUGCCGCUCGUGGAUACCCGAGUGUGCAGCGCAUGAUAGACAUUUGCGUGGACUGAUUGAUCACAAAGCACCACCAGCAUCACCAAUAUGCUGGACUGAGGAGGCCGAGACUCACUUUAAGACAUUGAAGCAGGCCAUCACCACGGCCCCAGCAUUGGGCCUGCCAGACUACAGCAAACCUUUCCAUCUACACGCCAGAGAGGCCGGUGGGGUAGCACUGGGUGUCCUGUUACAACAGCAUGGUUCCAGCUAUAGACCUAUAGCAUACCUGUCUAAGAAGUUAGAUAAUGUAGUGACAGGCAUGCCUGAAUGUCUUCGUGCAGUGGCUGCUGCGGCUCUGGUUGUACAGAUGGCGGAACGGACGGUACUCUCGCAUCCAAUGACACUCUACACCUCACACCAAGUAGGUGCAAUUUUACAUAAUAUGCAAACGCAACACAUGACGGCACAAAGAAGGUCUGGGUAUGAGGCCACACUGUUGGCAACGAAAAACUUAACACUUCAACCAACAUCAGUUAUCAAUCCAGCCCUACUGGGUGUUUUGGGGUUGGUAAAUAUGACUGAGCAUGAAUAUGAACAUGAUUGUAUCAUUGAGUUAACUACUUCCUGUUCUUCUAGGCCCGACUUAUUGGACUCACCCUUAGACGGGGGGGAGCACAUCUAUGUAGAUGGGUCAUGUGCAAAACCGUCGGACGGUGUCUACCUCUGUGGAUAUGCUGUGGUGUCUGACGCGGGAGAAGUCAUUGAGGCUUUUGCUCUGAACUAUAAUUCAGCACAAGCUGCAGAGUUGGUAGCGCUCAUACGCGCAUGCGAGCUGAUGUCAGGGAAAAGGGCUACGAUCUAUACUGAUUCAAAGUAUGGGUGGGGCGUUGUACACAAUUUUGCAAAAACAUGGGAGGCCCGAGAUUUUAGGACAGCAGAUGGUAAGCCCAUAGCUCAUGCAAACCUAAUAGGGCGGUUAACCAAAGCAGUACAGCUACCGUCCGAAUUAGCAAUAGUCAAAGUAAAAGGGCACGCAGCAGGAAAUGACGAACAAGCGAUUGGAAACCGAAAAGCAGACGAAGCUGCAAAAGAAGCAGCACAAGCGCAAAUCAAAGCACCAUUUGAGUGCGAUGGUCCAACCAAUUUGGCCAUGGCGGUGCAUGUAACAAACGUGCCUGACAUUGACAUUAAGUUUUUGCAGAGCCAGCCAACCCAGGGCGACCUCGAACAUUGGAGUAAACAUGGAUGUGCGCCCGACGAAAGGGGGGUCGUGAGGGACGAAAAGGGAAGAAUCGCACUCCCAAAAUUGGGACUGGUGGUUUUGAUACGGCACUAUCAUGGCCUAUCACAUACUAGUAGUGCCAAGGUGAUUCAAGCAAUAAAUCAUUUAUAUUGCAUUGCGGAUGUGCAUAAAACCACUAAGACAAUCCUCGACUCGUGUCUCACAUGCGCGAAAGUGAACCCACACAAGCAAACUAAACACGAUGCACUGCCACACCCCGAGGCACCGUUCCAGCACGUCCAGAUUGACUUUACGCAUAUGCCGCCAAUCGGAAACUUGAAGUAUCUUCUCGUUUUCGUGGACCGCUUCUCUAAAUGGCCAGAAGCGUUUGCGUGCGCAAAAGAAGACGCGAAAACGGUAGUCAAGAUAUUGACAAAAGAAAUCAUUCCCCGUUUCGGUAUACCGACGACAAUUGAAUCCGAUAAUGGCACGCCUUUUGCCUCAAGAGUAACGCAAUUACUAGCAAAAUCGCUAUCCAUUGAUUGGCAUUUUAACAUACCGUAUCACCCACAGUCAGCGGCUGUAGUGGAACGAACAAAUUCAACGAUCAAACAAAGAAUAACGAAGGCCGCAAUCGAAACGGGGAAGAAAUGGGUAGAUUUAUUGCCCGCGGUAUUAACAGAAAUACGCAUGACCCCAUCUUCAACCACAAAACUCUCCCCAUUCGAAAUAAUGAUGGGCAGGCCUUUCCCAACCCCAUGGGUCAAAGGUCGGGCCGGCAUUUCUUCCUUAGGUGAUCUGGAGGUGAUACAGGAGGACUACGUGGUGUCCCUGAUAGAGAAAUUGAACUCAAUCUGUGCUGAUGUUUCUUUGUCUCUCCCUCUUCCCUCAGAAAAGCCAACUCACGCUUUUCUCCCCGGUCAGAGUGUCCUAAUCAGGAGCCUAAAGCCGGUGAGGGUCGGAGAGCCAAAGUACGUGGGGCCAGCCAUUGUGAUCGCGGUAACGCGGACGGGAGUGCUGACCGACUACCAGCCACAGUGGAUUCACGCGUCAAGGUUGAAACACCAUUCGGCCACGGAUUGGAACCCAGUAAAGUCACCGCCACCGCAACCACAGGACGCGCAGAUCAACAAAGAGCCACAAUUGGGAAACCUUAAUGGAAUCUCCACCAACUGAAGGGGCUGAAGGGGUACUCCUACCCUGCACAGUAACCGAAGCGCUCCUCAUCUUCGGCAAUCACGUAGUGGAGACAGCGCAAAGAAUAUUGGAAGACAACGAACACAUCCCAAGGGUGACCAUUGAGAGACAAUUCAUUGAUCAAACACUGAUUUACAUUUUCUCUUUAAAUGCUGUUGGGGAUCUGAAAGUAGUUAGAAGGGACGAGGAAUAGAACAGACUAUUGCUAUACAAAAAGCAGGAGAAAGGGGAUCGCUAUUGGAAAGACAAAAUAAAUUAUAGGAACAUAGGUUUACGCUCAUCUAGUUUAAGUUUAUGGAGAUUGCCCCAUUACUCACCGGGUGUGUACCAACGUCAUUGGCAUACGCAGCACGAAAAGCAGGGGUGGAGGUGGUAGAAGAAGCUAAGAAAACUUUAAUAACCACGCCAGACGCAACAGGGGUUUUGAUAACCGUAACCGUACAAGAAAGACCCG
Messenger RNA from Misgurnus anguillicaudatus (oriental weatherfish), 3825 nucleotides. Lineage: Eukaryota; Metazoa; Chordata; Actinopteri; Cypriniformes; Cobitidae. The record is from RefSeq and is a predicted model, not a curated record.